AUGUUGAUAGUGGUUACAAUGGAUGAUAGUGAAUAAUUAUGGACAUGCUUUCAAAAUGGCAUAUACAACCACAAAUACAACCAUCCGACUGGUGCAGCUUAAGAAAGAAAUUUCAGGGCUUCCAUUUACUACAUUUUUCAAAGUUCAUGUAUGAGGACAAUAUUUCUUCGCGUAUUCAUAUUUUUUAGGAGUUUGCAACAUCAAAAGUUCGAAGCAAGGCAAUCGAUCAACAGGGCUCAGUCACUCAGUACUAUGCUUAGUACUUUUUUAAAUAUCUAUCGGGAAGUCUGGCUAGGAGAAUGGAAGAAAUUCAGACGCUCAAAUGACUUCUUUUACAAUAACGUGGAGAGGAAAGGAAACACACAAAAAGAUGAUGCGAAUGAACAAAGUGAGGAUAUUGCUGAAAAUUAUGACAAGCACCAAGAGUUAACCACCAAAACACAGGUUUUUAAUGACUCUGAAGAUAUCUUUACCAAGCAAUCUAUCUCUAUUAUUACAGAGGAACCCAAACAACCAUGUCAACAUAGUCAAAGUCAUUUGUCACCCACUGGCCACUAUACUGGGCUAUUGUUACAGUUUGACUUUGCAUCAAAUGUAUCACGUCAGCAAUCCUUUGUUGUUCAUGAUUAUAAUGCAAACAAAAGAACAAUUAUGCAUAAUUCAUUUGUAUUUGUACAUCGAUAUCCCCACCUAUUGCUUGAUGGCUAUGGUUGGAUAUUGUGCUGUUCAUGUGAUGCAAAUAGAAAGCAAUUUGUUGAAGCCCUACCUAAUAAUAUACAAUUAGAUCCUCAAAAAGAAUCCACAUCCAUGAUGCAGUCUGUUUUCAGUGAUCAUUCCUACCAUGAGAUGCAACCUGAAGAAGACUUGUUUAGUGCAGUGUGCAUGGAGGUUCAGUGGAUUGCUGUAAAACCAAUGAAUAGUCCAUGGGGGGUUUGUACUUUUGUGUAUUCAAAAGUAAUGCCGCCCCAGCCCGAGUUAAAAUGUUGCAGCUGCUCGUCAUAUCAUUGCAUUCAUGUGACAACCCUUGCAAAAGCCAUGCAAAUCGUUGACGAGGAUGAAAUGGAUUCUCCAUUGGUACUUUUUAAGUUUUCCUUUGGAAUUACACCAGAUGCGAGACUAUUUUGAAUUGGCUACACUUAGCAAAGAAAAGGUUUCUUUAUUUGAAACAGGCAAUGAGAAUGAUGCAAGCGAUUUUACUGAUCUUCCUGAAAAAAAUGGUCAUAAAAUUUUGGCGCCAUCUGAAAGUGGUAUUUGUUCUUGUGGUGCAGAGUGGGAUAAACGUUCUAUUCAAGAUGAAUGGUUGUACGUAGACUUGUGUUCAGUUGCGUACUUUUGUUCAAUCCAUGAUGUGAAGGUGUAUUGUAGACCUUGCUCCUCUUGUGCUACGAAAAAGCAUUAUGAUGGCAUUGAAAACAGGAUUGUAUGGUUUGGAUCAUAUGCAAUAUCUCAUGCCGUUCUAAAAGAUUACAUUCGGCUUUUCAUGA
Xenia sp. Carnegie-2017 is the source of this 1484-nucleotide messenger RNA. RefSeq lists its product as uncharacterized. The transcript has 10 exons. The record is from RefSeq and is a predicted model, not a curated record. The coding region runs from base 151 to 1125 and encodes 324 amino acids. Lineage: Eukaryota; Metazoa; Cnidaria; Anthozoa; Malacalcyonacea; Xeniidae.